Messenger RNA from Rotaria socialis, 1524 nucleotides. The record is from the annotation of a GenBank genome assembly. Lineage: Eukaryota; Metazoa; Rotifera; Eurotatoria; Philodinida; Philodinidae.
AAUCAUUUCGAAGCUAUAAAAUGUGAAGUUUCUCAGCUAGAUAGUUUUGGAUAGCUACGUUCCACAUGACUAAAUCCUUUCAGUAGAGGGUUGGCGACGCAAACGUCGCGUUACCUUGUUUAUUGCUCAUUUUUUAUCUGAUCAUCUAAAACAAUUUUUCACCAAAGCGUAGUGAAUUUCUUGUCCCAUUUUUACAUGUCUUUCAAGAAUCUAUUACAUUUUGCUUAAUACUAUUUUGAGUAAUCGUGAAGCUGUCAAGUGUAUUUCUCUUUUUUUUCUUUGACAUUACUGACAUGGAAUUAAAUCCUUUUAAAAUUCAAGAUAGUUGUCAUGCUAAUGUAUUUUCCACAUUAUGUAGUAAAUUAAAUAAUUACUCAGAAAUAUUCAUAAAAGCAAUGAAAAAUAAAAAGAUUCGUAAUAUAAGUGACGACGAAUUCAAUGCAAUUAAAUCUUUAAAGAAUAAUCAUAACAUUAUUAUUUGUCACGUUGAUAAAGAAGAUGUUAUAGUAGUAUUAGGUAAAAUAGAUUAUAUUAAUAAAAUAAAUGGCAUUCUAAAGCAAAAAAAAAUUUAAAAAUACUAAAGAAGAAACAUUAAUUGAAGAAGAAAAAUUUAUGAAUGCAUAUAUUUUUAAGUUAUAUAAAGAUAAAAUAAUAGAUCAAGAAACAUACUAGAAAAUUUAUUCUACUAGUUCGUCAUAUUCUACCGUGUAUGAUCAAACAAAAAUUCAUAAGCUAAAUUAUCCUGUGAGACCUAUUAUCUCAUCUUUAGGCUCAUAUAAUCAUGAACUUUCUAAAUAUCUUUAUGAUAUUAUUAAAAAUAAUAGACCAUCACAAUCAUUUUCAUAUAUUCGUGAUUCAUUUGAAUGUGUUAAAGUGACUACAGGAAUACCAAAUAGUGUAAAUCAAACGAUGAUCAGUUUUGAUGUAGAUAAUUUAUAUACAAACGUUCCUGUACAUGAAGCUAUUGUAACUACAUUAUAUAUGUUAUUCAAAACAUCUAAAUCACUUGAUGCUGCUUAUACUCGUUUUCAAUUUGGAGAAUUAAUAAAAAUUGCUGUAUGUGAUAUUCCAUUUAGAUUUCAGGAUAAAAUAUAUACACAAAUUGAUGGAGUCGUAAUGGGAUCACCCCUUGGACCUAUCUUUUUACAUUUGUUUAUGUCCAAUUUUGAGCAAAAAAUAAAUAGAUUUUCAACUAAUAAACUGUUAACAUGGAUUAGAUAUGUUGAUGACAUUUUUUACAUUUUUGAUAAGCAGCAAAGUAUUAAGGAAUUUUUAAAAAGAAUUAAUAAAUGGCAUCAUAAUAUUAAAUUUACUAGUGAAAAAGGAUCUGAUGCAUUAAAAGAGAACAAGAAAUUAGUAUAUAAAAUUCCAUGUUCAAAUUGUAAUAAAUGUCAUCUUGGUGAAACUAAUAGAGAGAAAGAAAUUAGAAUGAAAGAACACCAAGCUGAUAUUAAAAAUCAUACGCAAUGCUCCAACGUAGCAAAGCAUGCUAAUGAAAAUAAACAUUCACUUAAUUUUAUAUAA